Molecule: messenger RNA, 3264 nt
Organism: Pleurotus ostreatus (oyster mushroom)
Lineage: Eukaryota; Fungi; Basidiomycota; Agaricomycetes; Agaricales; Pleurotaceae
Exons: 12
Coding region: 1-3264 (1087 amino acids)
Cellular component (GO): nucleus
Molecular function (GO): protein binding; zinc ion binding; histone methyltransferase activity
Source: RefSeq, a predicted model, not a curated record
AUGGCAAGCCCUCCUCCUCCGUGGACGACACUGAACGAACCGUCAACAUCUUCGUCUCCCGUACCAUCUAACGACGAUGACCUCGAACACAUUCUUCCCAAUCCAACCAGAGUAAAACGAAAAGCGCGUAAUACAGCUGCGACUCCAUCAAGCUCAUCAGCGAAGCCAGCGAAGCUUCCUCGCUUGCACCUAGACGCAACAGAAGCGGUAAAUAGGAGCUUAGGUACUACGUCUAUGCCCCAAACGCAGCGUCGAGCAACUCACCAUUUCGACUCUCGAGAUCUGCCCUCUGCUAAGCCCUCUCUCGUUGAACAUGUCUUGAUGCGAAAGAGUAACACUUCUGCCGCUACGAGGAUUGUACGACGUAAAAACAGGGACAAAAAACCAUGUUUGAGCCCGACACCUUCAUCACCUCCUGCGGCCAAGAGGUCCAUCACGAUACAUGCCGCCGGUCCCAGCAGGCAUCACGCAAGCGGCUCAACUGGUCUACCGUCUGCACCGCCAUUGAGAAAACAAGCCAGCAAACCAGAAGUUAUAGUUAUUUCUGACGAUGACGAACCACCCUCGGUAUCUGCGCCUCCCAAAUUCGCUGCGUCCAAGGGUAAAGCGAGGGCUAGCUGGGUUUCCUCUAAGGGAAAAACAAAAUCGGGUCCUAUAGACAUGAUUGAAUUAACUGAUAGCUCCUCCUCGCUCCCUUCGCCUUCUGCGUUACUCAAGGCCAAGCCGCUCCAGACGUACCCGAUUUUCAAAUUUGCUGGGAAGACUAAACCACAGAAUAGGAAAGCGCGCGAGAAUUGCCCAACACGCGUUAUUAAAGAGGAGGGGCGUGAAGUUCAUGAAAUCCUUGAUACGAGCGAAGAGGAAAGCUCAGCCAUACCGUCGUCCUUAAGCCAUGUUCAGCCGCGUGCAGCAAGAACCCUCCCAUUGCCAGCUACUCAUGCUGCCGUCCCUCCUUCUGACAGUCCUCGGAACUCAUCAAGUGUCGCCGUCGAUUCAUAUAUUGAUGCUUUGCUGACGUCAAUCGUGGCUGCCCAGAGUGUGCCCAUCACUUCACACAACAGUCCGCCUGCAACGUGUGACACCACCAAGAACGCGACUAUGGACAGUUUGCUGCCGCCUCGUACCUUCACCCCCAUCGAGGACCAUCGUACGAUGCCUCAGCCACUACCCCGACGCUCGCUUAUACGGCGGUCUCUUGCUGCUUCCCCAGUCGAUGAGGCUACGAGUGACAACGCCCCAGAUGAGCCUGAAGAUGAACUAACCACAAGCCCACCCGUGGAGAGGCCGAUUUCGACCAACGGUCCAUUGGUGACUAGUGAUCGUGGUUUCACCCCACCCUCGGACAGGUCUAAUAGCUCGUCCGGACUCGAUGGCCUCCGUGAAUUAGUUAGACGCAGCAGGCUGGAGGCCAAGUCAAGAAUCCAGUCACACAGUCCUGAGGCUCCGUCAGUUGCUCGCUCCUCUGCCUCUGAAGUCGAAAACGUCCUUGGGGUUCCUUCUCCCGAUGCAGAAUUAUCCACAUCGGAUAUCCUAGACACUCAGGAGCCUUCGCGUGACGUUGUCUCGGGAUCUGAGCCACCUUCGCCACCUGCGUCGUCCGAUGCGGACUCUAUGCCAGCAACGUCUCCGGUCAGGGUGCCCGAACCCGAGGACGAGAUUGCUCUGGAGUCAGUACCCGACAUCACGAACGCUGUAGAAGACGAAAGUGAAUUUGAGUUGGAAUAUUGGGACGGCCCCGGGAAAGCUGAAUUUCCCUCUGCUCCCUGUGUAGCGUCCGGAAGCGAAGUCACCACACUGGAGGUAUGGACACCCUCAACCAUCAUACCAGCCAAUAAUGUCAUAACGAACCAAUCUCUCUUGCAGGUUGGUCUGGAGAAGAAACCCGAAAGUAUUGAGACUUCUGGUACUGUGGGUGCUGAUAUAGCGCCUACCACCGCCGCUAAGGACAAGCCCCCUUUCCGUCCUUCGACAGGAGUUCAAGAUGUCUUAGCUCUAUUUGAAGAAUAUUACGAACCGGCGUCCUCCGUACCUGAGGCUGCCUCGAAGACUCCCGACAAAGAUAUUGUCGAUGAGCUCCAAGCUCUAGAAAUGAUACAUGUGCAUUCCCCCUCUCGUUCCCCUUCCCCAUUCGUACCGUCCACGGAUCACAGACUCGUCCUAACGUCAUCCAAGACACUCGGAGGUAAUCCGGUCUUCACAUGGCAAGAUGUUGUCAGCGACCUUGCGAACUUCAAGCAACCGUGCAAACUGGCAAAGAACAUACCACAUUCGUUGCAAGACUACAUCAACCGAAUGGACGCUUGGCACCGAUCCCUCCCAGGCAUGAGGACUGUUCUUGAGGCUGCUAUUGGCGAGAACACCGCCGAGGAUGAGCCUAACGCUCCACCGAUCAGCAUCGUCAAUAAUUUCGACGAUGAGCCAUGCCCUCCCUGGGAAUUCUACUACACCAACUUGAUGUGGCAUGAUGAAGGUGUCCCUCCACCAGACAUGACUGGCUUGAAAGGGUGCGGGUGCUACCCCAGGUGUGAUCCAAAGAAUGGAUCUUGUUCCUGUCUUCAGAAACAGCGCUCCUGGAGCGGGGAAUUCACGCCUGAUUUUGCCUACGACUCCCGGGGGAGACUCAAGUACCAGAACGUUCCCAUCUUCGAGUGUAAUGAUAUGUGCGGCUGUGACGACGAUUGUCGGAACAGGGUUGUUCAGCAUGGUAGGAAGUGUGCGGUUCAGAUCGGAAAGACUAAGAAUAAAGGAUGGGGUACGAUCCUGCUCUCGUUACCAAUUUUAUGCUUAUCGUGCUCCGUAGGAGUCUUUGCCGGUCCCAAGAAGAUUUAUGAUGGAACUUUCUUGGGUAUAUACUCAGGCGAACUACUCACUGAAGAAGUCGCUGAGGAACGCGGAAAGAAAUACAACAAAUUUGGCAGAACAUACCUCUUUAACCUCGACUUCUAUUUCCUAAGGGAAGGGAAAGAAGAAGAAUGGGAGCCAAAGUAUGUCGUCGACGCCUACCAUGCCGGCAAUAAUCAUUCCUGCUCUCCUAACGCUCGACUAAACGCCGUUUACAUCAAUGAAUCCAACAUCGAUAAACCUCUCCUUGCUAUAUUUGCAUGCAAAGAUAUCGAGCCUGGUGCCGAAAUCUGCUUCUCUUACAGCGGAAAUUAUGAUGAGGAAGACCUCGAGGAACAAGCGGAACGGGUCGUAAAAGGAGAUGCGAUCUACGAGCGUUGUAUGUGCGGUGCAAAGAAUUGCACAGGCAUAAUGUUUGAUUGA